Molecule: messenger RNA, 1139 nt
Organism: Paramecium sonneborni
Lineage: Eukaryota; Ciliophora; Oligohymenophorea; Peniculida; Parameciidae
Source: the annotation of a GenBank genome assembly
AUGGAAGAAGAAAAAAUAAGAGAAAGGAAACUAAAGAUUGAAGAAGAAAAUAAAGUAUGGAUUGAAUAAGAAAAAAAUAGAAAGGAAGAAGAAAGGGAACUAUAUAUUGAAGAAGAAAAAAGAAGAUAGAUUGAAUAAGAAAAAAUAAGAAAGCUACAAAUAAGGAAGCAAUAAUUUGAAGAAGAAAAUAGAUAGAUUAAAGAACAACGAUGGAUUUAAUAAGAAAAAAUUAGAUAGGAAAAACUAAAAAUUGAAGAAGCCAAUAGACUAAAGAUUGAAUAAGAAAAUAUUAGAUAGGAACAAAACAAUAUUGAGUAGAAACAAAAAGAAAGAAGAAUACAAAAGCCAGAAGAGGAAAGGAUUAAAUAACAAACUUAAUUAAUAGGUUUGAAAAAUUAUUUAUAAUAAUAACUAUAAAUUUGUAAUGUAAAAUAGAAUAUUGAAGGUUCAAAUCCUGAUGUCUUAUUUUAUGUUUUAAAAGAAUCAUAAUUAAGGAUUAAAAAGAAUAUAUAGCUUAUUUCAAUAAAGCAAGAGAUGAUGCAUUACUAAAAGCUAAUCAAAAUAAGGAAUAUAACAAUUUAAAAGUCACUUUAUCUAUUGACGAUUUUAAUCCUAAAUAUAAUAUGAAUCGGGAUGAUUUUUGUGAGAAAGAGUAGAAAGGAUCUCCUUAUGGAAGAUAUGAUUAUUAUUUUCCAAAAGGUUGUUAGGGACUUGGGUUAAAUGUAGAGAAAUAUGGAAAAAAUUAAGACUGGAUACAAAUGGAUGGCAAUUCUGAAGAAUGGAGAAUUCUAUAUCAUGGCACAAAAAAUUUUUGUGUUAAUUCAAUAGUGAAAAAUAAUUUAAAACCUGGAAAGAACAAUGGUUAUAAAGAUCAUGAUUGCAAGAAUGAAUUCGGGGAACCAUAGAAGGCAGGAAUUAGAAUUUAUUUCUCAGAUAAGAUUAAUGUUUGUCUUUCUCCUUAAUAUGGUUAUGCUCCACAUAUUUAAGUUGGUGAGAAAUAAUUUGCAGUGCUUUUUAUGACAAGAGUAAAUCCAAAAAAAAUUAGGUAAAGCAUUUCAAUGCAGUAAAUUAAUUAUUUUGUUGUGAAUGAGUCAAAAGAUGUCAGACCAUAUAGAAUUUUAUUACAUGAAAAGAAAUGA